AUGGGCCGGCUUUCGGAUGCCACCAACAUUACUCAACCGCCUUCAUACUCGAAGAAGUUUGUCGUGGUCGGUGACGGAGGCUGCGGGAAAACAUGCCUGUUGAUUAGCUAUGCCCAGGCCCUUUACAGGCAGGAUGAGCGGCUGAUCAAGCGUCCACAGAAAUAUGUGCCGACCGUGUUCGAGAACUACAUCACUCAGACCUCACACAAGCCUUCAGGCAAGACAGUCGAACUUGCACUAUGGGAUACAGCAGGACAAGAAGAGUACGACCGACUGAGGCCACUGUCAUACCCAGAAACAGACCUUCUUUUUGUCUGUUUCGCGAUUGACUGCCCCAACUCCCUGGAGAAUGUCAUGGACAAGUGGUAUCCCGAAGUCCUCCACUUCUGCCCGACUACUCCUCUCAUCCUUGUGGGCUUGAAAUCAGACCUCCGGACCAAGCGUACCUGCAUUGAACUCCUGCGCACCCAAGGACUCACACCUGUAACACCAGACCAAGGAGCUGCGGUUGCUCAACGCAUGGGCGCCAAGUACAUCGAAUGCAGCGCCAAAGAGAACAAGGGUAUCCAGGAGGUCUUUGACCUGGCCAUCAACACCGCCAUUCAGAUGGAAGAGGAGAGUUACGAGGCGAAACCGGACAAGAAAGGCGUGAAAGUCAAGAAGGCCAAGAAGAGGAAGUGUGUUUUCUUAUGA
Cladophialophora carrionii CBS 160.54 is the source of this 693-nucleotide messenger RNA. RefSeq names its product GTP-binding protein rhoC. Lineage: Eukaryota; Fungi; Ascomycota; Eurotiomycetes; Chaetothyriales; Herpotrichiellaceae. The transcript has 3 exons. The record is from RefSeq and is a predicted model, not a curated record. Gene Ontology annotation, molecular function: GTP binding; GTPase activity. Gene Ontology annotation, biological process: small GTPase-mediated signal transduction. The coding region runs from base 1 to 693 and encodes 230 amino acids.